Molecule: messenger RNA, 618 nt
Organism: Eimeria necatrix
Lineage: Eukaryota; Apicomplexa; Conoidasida; Eucoccidiorida; Eimeriidae
Product: ribosomal protein L15, putative
Exons: 3
Coding region: 1-618 (205 amino acids)
Biological process (GO): cytoplasmic translation
Cellular component (GO): cytosolic large ribosomal subunit; ribosome
Molecular function (GO): RNA binding; structural constituent of ribosome
Source: RefSeq, a predicted model, not a curated record
AUGGGGGCCUACAAGUACUUGGAAGAGCUCUGGAAGAGAAAGCAAUCAGAUGUGCUGCGCUUUCUGCUGCGUGUGCGCACGUGGGAGUACCGCCAGCUGCCGGCCGUGCAUAGGUGCAGCCGGCCGACGAGGCCUGACAAGGCGCGGCGGCUGGGCUACAAGAAGAAGCAGGGCUUCGUGAUCUACCGCGUGCGCGUGCGCCGCGGAGACCGCAAGCGAAUGGUGGCGAAGGGCAUUGUCUACGGAAAGCCGACGAACCAGGGCGUGCGGAAGCAGAAGGCGAAGAUGAAUCUGCGGGAAGUGGCGGAGCGGCGGGUGAGCCGCAGCGUCUGCGGCAACUUGCGCUGCCUGAACAGCUACUGGGUGGGCCAGGACGCCGUCUACAAGUACUACGAAGUCAUUUUGGUGGACCCCAGCCACGCGGCCAUUCGCAACUGCCCCCGCUACAAGUACCUCUGCAAGAGCACCAUGAAGCACCGCGAGCUCCGCGGCCUCACUGCUGCCGGCAGGAAGUCCAGGGGCCUCACUUGCAGGGGCUCCAAGAACAGCAAGCGCAUGCCCAGCGUGCGGGCCAACUGGAAGCGGCGCCAGAUGCUGCAGCUGCGCCGGCGCAGAUGA